AUGAGCUCGCCAAAAAACCAACAGCUGGGUCCAUCCGACCCCUUCUCUCACCCAGAUAUCUAUUAUGGGAAGGAUGACUCCAUUGCAAGAAUCCGUGACCGCAGACGUGCUUUCUCGGCGAGCUUGAAGGACUAUAGCAAGGAUAGUAUCCAUGAGUUUCUCGGUACUAUUCCACCUUCGCGACGAGGUAGUCAUGAUGAGUCGUAUGGACAGCCUCGCAAAUUCCUCAUCGAAGUGGACGAUACACUAGAGACACUUCUCAAGCAGGAAGACACUGAUAGUAACAUGCAGAUCACAAUCGAGGAUCUGGGACCGAAGGUGCUUUCGGUCGGAACGGCUGGAUCGUCAGGAUUCAACCGUGUUGAUGUCCGUGGAACUUAUAUGCUCUCCAAUCUUCUCCAGGAACUUACCAUUGCCAAAGACUACGGUCGGAAACACAUUAUACUUGAUGAAGCCCGCCUGAACGAGAACCCGGUGGCGCGACUGUCCCGUUUGAUUAAGAACUCCUUCUGGAAAGCACUCACUCGACGUAUUGAUGGCUCCAAUAUUGAAGUGGCGGGCAAGGACCCCAAGGACUGGACGGAUGACCCGCGACCUAGAAUUUACAUCCCACCGGGCGCUCCUGCACAAUUUGAGUAUUAUACAAGAAUUGCUAAGGAGCGUCCGGAGUUGCGUUUGGAUGUGCAAUUGUUGGACGUAGACAUAACUCCUGAAUAUGUCAUUAAGCUGAACGAAAAGCCAGGAUUGCUGGCUCUGGCUAUGGAAAACUUCACAGACGAGGCAGACGAGAAUGCAGACCUUACCGGCGUUCCAUUUGUGGUGCCGGGGGGUCGAUUCAACGAGCUAUACGGUUGGGAUAGUUACAUGGAGUCCCUGGGACUGCUCGCCAGUGAUCGUGUUGACCUCGCCAAGGGCAUGGUGAUCAACUUCUGUUUCUGCAUUAAGCAUUACGGGAAGAUCCUGAACGCCAAUCGCUCCUAUUACCUCACACGCUCGCAACCCCCUUUCCUUACCGACAUGGCCUUGCGCGUGUUCGAGCGAAUCAAGAAUGAACCCGGUGCGCUAGAGUUCCUCCGCAAUGCGGUUCUUGCUGCCAUCAAAGAGUACCACAGUGUAUGGGUUGCUGAGCCGCGCUACGACCCGGUCUCCGGCCUCUCACGGUAUCGCCCCGAGGGCUGGGGUGUGCCGCCAGAGACCGAGGCAACUCACUUCACCCAUCUUAUUGAGCCAUAUGCAAAGAAGCAUGACAUGAGCUUUGAAGAUUUUGUCCGGGCCUACAAUAACCGCGAAAUCAGCGAACCCGAGCUGGAUGAAUACUUCCUUCACGACCGUGCCGUGCGUGAGUCCGGCCACGACACCAGCUAUCGUUUGGAGCGAGUCUGCGCCAACCUGGCUACGGUUGACCUGAACUCGCUGUUGUAUAAGUACGAGGUGGACAUUGCUCGCAUCAUCCGCAUCUACUUCAAGGAUAAGCUGCAGAUCCCCGUCGAGUUCCGCACUGCUGCGACGAGAAACAUUGAGUCUGAAUCAUCUGCAGUCUGGGACCGCCGGGCCCGCAAGCGCAAGCAGCGAAUGGACCAGUUCCUCUGGGACGCGGAGAAAGGCAUGUACUUUGACUACGACACCGUCAAGAAGGAGCGUACGGGAUACGAAUCUGCUACCACAUUCUGGGCGAUGUGGGCUGGUCUUGCUUCACCUGCACAGGCUGCUCAGAUGGUAGAGAAAGCACUGCCUCGAUUUGAAGCAUUUGGUGGCCUGGUCUCUGGAACAGAAGAGUCUCGCGGCCCGGUAGGCUUGGACCGACCUAACCGACAAUGGGACUACCCUUACGGCUGGGCACCACAGCAGAUGUUGGCCUGGACUGCAUUCAUGCGGUACGGAUAUGAGGAAGAAGCCGAACGACUCGCGUAUAAGUGGUUGUACAUGAUUACAAAGGCGUUCGUCGACUUCAACGGUGUAGUCGUGGAGAAGUAUGAUGUGACACGACCAAUCGAUCCGCACCGAGUCGAUGCCGAGUAUGGAAACCAAGGCACUGAUUUCAAGGGCGCACCACGAGAAGGCUUCGGGUGGGUCAAUGCCAGUUACGUCUAUGGUUUGGAGAUUCUCAAUGGGCACAUGCGACGCUCGCUGGGAACUAUAACGCCUUACGACACAUACCAUAAAGCUAUUAUAUCUCAGAAUGCUAACUGA
Penicillium taxi is the source of this 2190-nucleotide messenger RNA. RefSeq names its product alpha,alpha-trehalase. The coding region runs from base 1 to 2190 and encodes 729 amino acids. Lineage: Eukaryota; Fungi; Ascomycota; Eurotiomycetes; Eurotiales; Aspergillaceae. The transcript is spliced from 5 exons. Gene Ontology annotation, biological process: trehalose catabolic process. The record is from RefSeq and is a predicted model, not a curated record. Gene Ontology annotation, molecular function: alpha,alpha-trehalase activity; calcium ion binding. Gene Ontology annotation, cellular component: cytoplasm.